Molecule: messenger RNA, 3921 nt
Organism: Acanthosepion pharaonis
Lineage: Eukaryota; Metazoa; Mollusca; Cephalopoda; Sepiida; Sepiidae
Source: the annotation of a GenBank genome assembly
AUGUUGGUCUCUUGCUAUACAAAGGUGUUCAAGUUGAUCUUUCUGUCUGUAAGUGUUCAUAUUAAUUUUUCUCACUCUUUGUCUGAACUUGUUCACAUUACUCUAUCUCUGCCUGAGGGCAUUCACAUUGACCUCUCUCUAUCUGGCGGUAUUUACACUGGUGUUCACAUUAAUCUCUCUCUGGCUAAGGGUGUUCAUAUUGAUCUCUCUCUGUCUGAAGGUGUUAACAUUGAUCUCUCUCUCACUCUGUCUGAAGAAGUUCUCAUUGAUCUCCCUCUGUCUGAAGGUGUUCACUUUGAUCUCUCUCUGUCUGAAGGUGUUCCCAUUGAUCUCUCUCUGUCUAAAGGUGUUCCCAUUGAUCUCUCUCUGUCUGAAGGUGUUCACUUUGAUCUCUCUCUGUCUGAAGGUGUUCCCAUUGAUCUCUCUCUCUGUCUGAAAGGUGUUCCCACUUUGAUCUCUCUCUGUCUCUCAUUGAUCUCUCUCUGUCUGAAGGUGUUCACUUUGAUCUCUCUCUGUCUGAAGGUGUUCAGGCUGAGUUCUUUGAUCUCUCUCUGUCUGAAGGUGUUCACAUUGAUCUCUGUCUGUCUGAAGGUGUUCACUUUGAUCUCUGUCUGUCUGAAGGGAGUUCUCAUUGAUCUCUGUGUUCUCAUUGAUCUCUCUCUGUCUGAAGGAGUUCUCAUUGAUCUCUGUCUGUCUGAUGGAGUUCUCAUUGAUCUCUCUCUGUCUGAAGGAGUUCUCAUUGAUCUCUCUCUGUCUGAAGGGUGUGUUCCCAUUGAUCUCUCUCUGUCUGAAGGUGUUCACUUUGAUCUCUCUCUGUCUGAAGGAGUUCUCAUUGAUCUCUCUCUGUCUGAAGGAGUUCUCAUUGAUCUCUCUCUGUCUGAAGGAGUUCUCAUUGAUCUCUCUCUGUCUGAAGGUGUUCUCAUUGAUCUCUCUCUGUCUGAAGGAUUCUCUUUAUUGAUCUCUCUCUGUCUAAAGGUGUUCUCAUUGAUCUCUCUCUGUCUGAAGGUGUUCUCUGUUGAUCUCUCUCUCUGUCUGAAGGUGUUCACAUUGAUCUCUCCUGUUGAUCUCUCUCUGUCUGAAGGGUUCACUUUGAUCUCUCUGUCUGAAGGAGUUCUCAUUGAUCUCUCUCUGUCUGAAGGAGUUCUCAUUGAUCUCUCUCUGUCUGAAGGAGUUCUCUCUCUCUGUGUUCUCAUUGAUCUCUCUCUGUCUGAAGGAGUUCUCAUUGAUCUCUCUCUCUGUCUGAAGGAGUUCUCAUUGAUCUCUCUCUGUCUGAAGGUGUUCCCAUUGAUCUCUCUCUGUCUGAAGGAGUUCUCAUUGAUCUCUGUCUGUCUGAGAUCUCUCUCUGUCUCAUUCUCUGUCUGUCUGAAGGUGUUCUCAUUGAUCUCUCUCUGUCUGUCUGAAGGUGUUCUCAUUGAUCUCUCUGUCUGUCUGUGUUCUAUUGAUCUCUCUCUGUCUGAAGGAGUUCUCUCUCUGUCUGAAGGGUUCUCAUUGAUCUCUCUCUGUCUGAAGGUUCUCAUUGAUCUCUCUCUGUCUGAAGGUGUUUCAUUGAUCUCUCUCUCUCUGUCUGAAGGUGUUUCAUUGAUCUCUCUCUGUCUGAAGGUGUUCCCAUCUCUGGUUCUCAUUGAUCUCUCUCUGUCUGAAGGUGUUCCCAUUGAUCUCUCUCUCUGUCUGAAGGUGUUCUCAUUGAUCUCUCUCUGUCUGAAGGAGUUCCCAUUGAUCUCUCUCUGUCUGAAGGUGUUCCCAUUGAUCUCUCUCUGUCUGAAAGGUGUUCCCAUUGAUCUCUCUCUGACUUUCAUUGUGUUCCCAUUGAUCUCUCUCUCUCUGUCUGAAGGUGUUCUCUGUGUUCACUUUGAUCUCUCUCUGUCUGAAGGAGUUCUCAUUGAUCUCUCUCUGUCUAAAGGUGUUCCCAUUGAUCUCUCUCUGUCUGAAGGUGUUCUCAUUGAUCUCUCUCUGUCUGAAGGAGUUCUCAUUGAUCUCUCUCUGUCUUGUUCUCAUUCUCUCUCUCUGUCUGAAGGUGUUCUCAUUGAUCUCUCUCUGUCUGAAGGUGUUCUCAUUGAUCUCUGUCUGUCUGAAGGAGUUCUCAUUGAUCUCUGUCUGUCUGAAGGAGUUCACAUUGAUCUCUCUCUGUCUGAAGGAGUUCUCAUUGAUCUCUCUCUGUCUGAAGGAGUUCUCAUUGAUCUCUCUCUGUCUGAAGGUGUUCUCAUUGAUCUCUCUCUGUCUGAAGGGUUCUCAUUGAUCUCUCUCUGUCUGAAGGAGUUCUCAUUGAUCUCUCUCUGUCUGAAGGAGUUCUCAUUGAUCUCUCUCUGUCUGAAGGAGGUUCUCAUUGAUCUCUCUCUGUUCAUUGAUCUCUCUCUCUGUCUGAAGGGGUUCUCAUUGAUCUCUCUCUGUCUGAAGGGAGUUCUCAUUGAUCUCUCUCUCUGUCUGAAGGGGUUCUCAUUGAUCUCUCUCUGUCUGAAGGUGUUCUUGAUCUCUGAAGGUCUCUCUCUGUCUGAAGGGUGUUCCAUUGAUCUCUCUCUGUCUGUUCUCAUUGAUCUCUCUCUGUCUGAAGGAGUUCCAUUGAUCUCUCUCUGUCUGAAGGUGUUCUCAUUGAUCUCUCUCUGUCUGAAGGUGUUCCCAUUGAUCUCUCUCUGUCUGAAGGUGUUCUCAUUGAUCUCUCUCUGUCUGAAUCUCAUUGAUCUCUCUCUCUGUCUGAAGGUGUUCAUCUCUCUGUCUGUUGAAUCUCUCUCUGUGAUCUCUCUCUGUCUUCCCAUUGAUCUCUCUCUGUCUGAAGGUGUUCCCUUUGAUCUCUCUCUGUCUGAAGGUGUUCUCAUUGAUCUCUCUCUGUCUGAAGGUGUUCUCAUUGAUCUCUCUCUGGUUCUCAUUGAUCUCUCUCUGUCUGAAGGAGUUUUCAUUGAUCUCUCUCUGUCUGAAGGUGUUCUCAUUGAUCUCUCUCUGUCUGAAGGUGUUCACUUUGAUCUCUCUCUGUGUUCUCCUGUUGAGUUCUCUGAUCUGUCUGUUCUCAUUGAUCUCUCUCUGUCUGAAGGUGUUCUCAUUGAUCUCUCUGUCUGUCUGAAGUUCUCAUUGAUCUCUCUCUGUCUGUUCUCAUUGAUCUCUCUGUCUGAGUUCUCAUUCUCUCUGUCUGAAGGGUUCAUUGAUCUCUCUCUGUCUGAAGGAGUUCUUGAUCUCUCUCUGUCUGAAAGGAUCUCACUCUGUGUUCCCAUUGAUCUCUCUCUGUCUGAAGGUGUUCCCAUUGAUCUCUCUCUGUCUGAAGGUGUUCACUUUGAUCUCUCUCUGUCUGAAGGAGUUCUCAUUGAUCUCUCUCUGUCUAAAGGUGUUCCCAUUGAUCUCUCUCUGAAGGUGUGUUCUCAUUUCUCUCUCUGUCUGAAGGUGUUCUCUUUGAUCUCUCUCUGUCUGAAGGUGUUCUCAUUGAUCUCUCUGUCUGAAGGUGUUCCCAUUGAUCUCUCUCUGUCUGAAGGUGUUCUCAUUGAUCUCUGUCUGUCUGAAGGAGUUCUCAUUGAUCUUCUGUGUUCUCAGUUUGAUCUCUCUCUGUCUGAAGGGUUCUCAUUGAUCUCUCUCUGUCUGAAGUUCACAUUGAUCUCUCUCUGUCUGAAGGAGUUCUCAUUGAUCUCUCUCUGUCUGAAGGAGUUCUCAUUGAUCUCUCUGUCUGAAGGAGUUCUCAUUGAUCUCUCUCUGUCUGAAGGAGUCUCAUUGAUCUCUCUCUGUCUCAUUGAUCUCUGUGUUCUCAUUGAUCUCUCUCUGUCUGAAGGAGUUCUCAUUGAUCUCUCUCUGUCUGAAGGAGUUCUCAUUGAUCUCUCUCUGUCUGAAGGAGUUCUCAUUGAUCUCUCUCUGUCUGAAGGUGUUCCCAUUGAUCUCUCUCUGUCUGAAGGUGUUCCAUUGAUCUCUCUCUGUCUGAAGUUCACAUUGAUCUCUCUCUGUCUGUAG